This is a messenger RNA of Exophiala dermatitidis NIH/UT8656, 1437 nucleotides long. RefSeq names its product dimethylaniline monooxygenase (N-oxide forming). The transcript is spliced from 4 exons. The record is from RefSeq and is a predicted model, not a curated record. Bases 1 to 1437 code for a protein of 478 amino acids. Gene Ontology annotation, molecular function: N,N-dimethylaniline monooxygenase activity; NADP binding; flavin adenine dinucleotide binding. Lineage: Eukaryota; Fungi; Ascomycota; Eurotiomycetes; Chaetothyriales; Herpotrichiellaceae.
AUGAGUCAGAAAGAAUCCCAGCCCGCCGUCCGGCGUGUGGCCGUCCUUGGUGCCGGUCCAUCUGGUUAUGCUGCUGUUCGGGCGCUAGCAUUGGAGAAGAAGUUCGAUGUCAUUCGCGUGUUUGAGCGAAGAGACCGUGUUGGAGGCAUUUGGCACUAUGAUCCCAUACCGGAUGACUUCCCAUUAGCAUCCAGCGACAAGCCACGAAAAGUGACGGCACCAGCUCAAUUGCCUGGAUUCACCGAACCUGCAGCCGAAGACAAGACAGCGCGAACGGCCAUCUACGACAAGCUCGAUAGUAACGUCGGGGCGGCGGUCAUGGCCUUUUCGCACGCCCCGUUUCCGGUCAAAAACUCUGCCACUUCGGUCCUGAGAUUAGGUCCGGACAAUCCGUCGCGGCCAUUCCAAGUCAUCCAGCAGUACUUGGAGACUUUGUUUCAGGAGUACCGGCAUUGGAUAUCGUUCAACACGACGGUCGAAAGGGCGGAAAAGGUGGGGAAUGAAUGGGUUCUGGACCUCAGGCAGUCUGGCCACCUGAGGAAUGGACAAUCGAGGGAUUUCUGGUGGCAGGAGAAAUUCGAUGCCAUUGUCGCGGCCACAGGUCAUUAUAAUAUUGGCUGGAUCCCUGAGAUCGCUGGGCUACCGGAGGCAUAUAGAAAGGCUCCGGAUCAUUUUGAACAUUCAAAGUCGUAUCGUACACCGGAUGAUUAUGUUGGGAAGAAAGUCCUCGUGGUCGGAGGGAGUGUAUCGGCGGCCGAUAUCGUCACGGACAUCCACGGCAUCGUCAAAGGUCCUUUGUACAGUGCCCAGAGACGGGUCAAUGAAGCUCUGGUGUCAGUGUGGAAACUUCCUGGAGUUGUAUCUAAAGGCCAGGUGAAAAGGAUCUUCUCGCACGACGAGAAUGGAGUGGGUGUUGAAUUCCAGGAUGGAAGUACAGUGGUCGGCUUCGACAAAAUCAUCUUUGCAACCGGCUUCAAGGUGUCGUAUCCGUACUUGGUUCCCAACCCUGUCACUCCCACGAAUCGCCUGGCGGGAGUUUAUGAGCAUAUUGUCAAGAUUGGCGACCCGACUUUGACGUUUGUUGGACAGGUCAAGGGAGGUCUUAGCUUUCGUGUUUUCGAGUAUCAAGCCGUGGCCAUUGCACGGAUUUUGGCAGGACGAGCUCACCUGCCCCCGGUCGCCGAACAGGAAGCCUGGGAGCGGGAACGGCUUCAGAAAAAGGGAGAUUCUAUCCUCUUCCACGAAAUCGUUCCCGACUUUGAACAGUAUUGGAACAAACUGCGUGAAAUUGCUGGCAAACCAGCACCGGACUCGGACGGCUACGAAUUACCGGCGUGGCGACAGGAAUGGACUGAUACUGCGCUGGCUAUUUUGGCGAAGAAGGCCCAAUGGUGGGCCGAACAAGCUGAGAACGCGAAAGUACGGCCACGGCUCUGA